This is a messenger RNA of Delphinapterus leucas (beluga whale), 3672 nucleotides long. RefSeq names its product DEAH-box helicase 40 (gene DHX40). Lineage: Eukaryota; Metazoa; Chordata; Mammalia; Artiodactyla; Monodontidae. Gene Ontology annotation, cellular component: intracellular anatomical structure. Gene Ontology annotation, molecular function: ATP binding; RNA binding; 3'-5' RNA helicase activity. The record is from RefSeq and is a predicted model, not a curated record.
UUUCCCCUCCCAUCUUCCCAGAACGGUGGACGUGCUCACCUCCGCUCUGGGCCAGGUCUAUGUCCCGGUUUCCCGCCGUCGCGGGCAGGGCGCCAAGGCGGCAGGAGGAAGGUGAGCGAUCAAGAGACCUCCAAGAAGAGCGGCCUUCGGCAGUUCCCAUCGCGGAUAGAGAAGAGAAAGGAUGCACAUCACAGGAGGGAGGAACUACUCCAACUUUUCCUAUUCAAAAACAAAGAAAAAAGCUUAUUCAAGCUGUGAGGGACAAUUCAUUCCUUAUUGUUACUGGAAAUACAGGAAGUGGUAAAACAACUCAACUCCCAAAAUAUCUAUAUGAAGCAGGGUUUUCACAACAUGGUAUGAUUGGUGUGACUCAGCCACGAAAAGUAGCUGCCAUAUCUGUUGCUCAGAGGGUUGCUGAAGAAAUGAAAUGCACUUUGGGAUCCAAAGUAGGAUACCAAGUUCGUUUUGACGAUUGCAGCUCUAAGGAAACAGCAAUCAAAUACAUGACUGAUGGAUGUUUACUGAAACAUAUCCUGGGAGAUCCAAAUCUUACCAAGUUCAGUGUCAUUAUAUUGGAUGAAGCCCAUGAGAGAACUCUAACUACAGACAUCUUAUUUGGUUUAUUGAAGAAGCUGUUUCAGGAGAAGUCUCCUAAUAGGAAAGAGCAUUUAAAGGUCGUAGUGAUGUCAGCAACUAUGGAAUUAGCCAAGCUCUCUGCAUUCUUUGGAAAUUGUCCAAUAUUUGAUAUACCUGGAAGGCUUUAUCCGGUCAGAGAAAAAUUCUGCAAUUUGAUUGGUCCACGAGAUAGAGAAAAUACUGCAUAUAUUCAAGCGAUUGUCAAAGUGACCAUGGAUAUCCAUUUGAAUGAAAUGGCUGGAGACAUCUUGGUUUUUCUGACUGGUCAGUUUGAAAUCGAAAAAAGUUGUGAGUUACUUUUUCAGAUGGCAGAGUCUGUUGAUUAUGAUUAUGAUGUCCAAGAUACCACUCUAGAUGGCUUGCUAAUAUUGCCGUGUUAUGGAUCUAUGACAACAGAAACUGGCUUAAUCAAACUGAGCAUCUCUUGGACCUUAUUCCAAAUUCACAGGAGAAUGAGACUGGCCCAGUUGAAGGGAGAUGUUUAUCUUUGGUGCCACAAACUAUGGCCAGAGGAGCAAGAUCAACAGAGAAGAAUAUUUUUGCCACCUCCACCUGGAAUUAGAAAAUGCGUCAUAUCCACCAAUAUUUCUGCAACAUCUUUGACAAUAGAUGGAAUCAGAUAUGUGGUAGACGGUGGCUUUGUGAAGCAGUUAAAUCACAAUCCCAGACUAGGAUUGGACAUCCUAGAGGUGGUUCCGAUUUCAAAGAGUGAGGCCUUACAGCGAAGUGGCCGAGCUGGCAGGACUUCCUCAGGAAAAUGCUUUCGCAUCUAUAGUAAAGAUUUUUGGAACCAGUGUAUGCCUGACCAUGUGAUCCCUGAGAUUAAGAGAACUAGUUUGACAUCUGUAGUUCUGACCUUAAAGUGCCUUGCCAUACACGACGUAAUAAGGUUUCCAUAUUUGGAUCCACCUAAUGAGAGACUUAUUUUGGAAGCUCUUAAACAACUCUACCAGUGUGAUGCUAUUGACAGGAGUGGCCACGUGACCAGAUUGGGUUUGUCUAUGGUAGAAUUUCCUCUCCCUCCACAUCUGACAUGUGCAGUAAUAAAGGCUGCUUCUCUGGACUGUGAAGACCUAUUACUUCCAAUAGCAGCAAUGCUGUCUGUGGAAAAUGUCUUCAUUAGACCUGUUGAUCCAGAGUACCAGAAGGAAGCAGAACAGAGACAUCGAGAAUUGGCAGCUAAAGCUGGAGGAUUUAAUGACUUUGCGACUUUAGCUGUCAUCUUUGAACAGUGCAAAUCAAGUGGAGCUCCAGCUUCGUGGUGCCAGAAACAUUGGAUUCAUUGGAGGUGCUUAUUUUCUGCAUUUCGUGUUGAAGCUCAACUUAGAGAACUGAUCAGGAAGCUUAAACAGCAAAGUGACUUCCCAAGAGAGACCUUUGAAGGCCCUAAACAUGAAGUACUGCGAAGAUGUCUUUGUGCAGGUUAUUUCAAAAAUGUAGCUCGCAGGUCUGUUGGGAGAACGUUUUGCACAAUGGAUGGGCGUGGAAGCCCAGUUCACAUUCAUCCUUCCUCAGCACUUCAUGAACAGGAAACCAAACUUGAAUGGAUCAUUUUCCACGAGGUAUUAGUUACCACCAAAGUCUACGCAAGAAUUGUGUGUCCAAUCCGUUAUGAAUGGGUGAGAGACUUGUUACCCAAGUUGCAUGAAUUUAAUGCACAUGAUUUGAGCAGUGUGGCCCGACGUGAAAUGAGAGAAGAUGCAAGAAGGAGGUGGACCAAUAAGGAAAAUGUAAAGCAUCUAAAGGAUGGAAUACCAAAAGAAGUCCUAAAGAAAAUGCAAAGAAGAAAUGAUGAUAAAUCCAUAUCAGACGCACGUGCUCGUUUCCUUGAGAGAAAGCAGCAGAGGUCCCAGGAUCACAGUGACACCCUGAAGGAAACAGGCUAAGCAGUGAACCCUCCAAUUCAGGAAGUAGGAAAAGCAGCCAGAAAAUGUGCUUCUGCUUUGCCAUUUAUGUCAGACAGCACUACCAAGAGGAAGUGGUCAGCAGCUGUUUUUAGCAUACGAGUUAAAAGCAAAUCAAAGCUCAUCAGUACCAAUAAAUGGAAUUUUCAAAGAAAAGAUUGAGCUGCCAUAGUCAUAGGAAAUAAUAUAUGAAACCAAUGAAAGACAAUAUAUGUGAUAUUUUCCUCACUUCAAUUUUGCUGGCCUUAACUGGUAUCAAAUGCUGUCAGUGAGAUAUUUUCAAAGAACAUUGAAUUGUAUUUAAUCAGCGUGUAUUCCAUUUGCAUUGAAGCAUUAAAAAUUAUUUUCCUUAAAUCUCUUUAAGGCCUUCUUGUUGCUAUUAGAAUAGUAUUAUAUCAGGUUAUCAGGUAUGUGACCAUUUCCUUCUGAAGGCUGAACAUAAAAGAGGUUUUUACUGAGCAAUACUUAGAUGUCUAACCGUUUAAUUGCUACAGAGCUUUAUAGAUACUUAGAGAAAAGACUUAAUCAAUUAGUAAAUAAGAAAAUUGCCUAUGGCAAGAUUCUUUGUUGAAUUAAUAUUAAUCCUUAAGUUGAUUUUUCUGGGAUUAUACAAAUUCCUUUUUAUAUAAAAGUAUAUUGUUUAAAACAGUAGCUAUAGCCAUUAACCAAAGGACAGAUGAUAUAUAUAUGUUCUUUUUUUAGCUGUCCCUACAUACUUGUAUCAGCACCAUGUAUGUAGGUGUGACAGUGUUUCAAACAGCCCUUCCACCUGGCCUACUCUCUUGCCUCCAGCUGCUUGGGUAGGACCAUUUAAACAUCUAUUACGCCGAUCUUGAAAUGGGAUUUUCAAAGCAGCCAACACUGCAUCACCAGUGUUUCAAAUUGGAACCUUGAGGCUAGUUAGUAUCACACUCAGGCCACACUCAGCACUUGUCCACUCUGUUGUUUACUGCCUUGUAUUCUAGUUAUUUGUGUAUUUGUCUGUCUCCCCCACUAGAUUAUACGCUCCUUGUGGGCAGGGACUAUGUCUUUUUCAUCUUUGUAUCUUUCAUGGGACCUAGCACAGUGCUUUGCACAUAGUAGUCAAUGUUUGUUAAAUAAAGCUAUUAGUGUCGUUCAAAUUCAAAAGGCA